CCCAGCUAGGCUUUGUGUAUUAGCUCUUACGGAUGCUGUUUUUUUAAUGCCUAAUAGCGCUUCCAACACCGCGGCUCCAGCCGGGUCCUCUUUGGCCUUCAGGGGUUGUGUUUCCUUCCAGCUUGGUUUGGCAAGGAAUGUGCUGGCAUUUGGCAAUCCAGUUACCAUCCUGUAUCCUAAUUCCCUGUGUACUGUGCCCAGUGUGCUGUGUAACCUUAUGUUAAAUAGUAAAAAAAAAAAAAAAAAGGCAGUUUUGUAUUUUAUGUAAAGGAUGUAGACUGUAAGAAAUAUUAGGCACCUGCUGAGAACUUGCUUUUGUGCUGACAGAGGUAAACAUGAUUAUUCUUAAAGUGUUGCUUUGGAUCUAAUGUCCCACUAUAUUGAGUUAGGGAGCCGUGAUAAAGCAAAGAAACUGGGUGCGAUUUUUUUAUUUAAGUAAACAGUGAAGUUGCUGUAAUUGUCUUCACUUGAUCUCAUCGCUGUCAUUGAAUGAUCUUUCUGUAGCUCAGGUUCAGGCUAAUUUUAAAUUUCUCAGUAGGCAAGAAAGGUACUCCUCCUUCCUUUUCUGCUUUUAUGCCUGGCUAUCAAUCUGUAAGAGUGAAUUCACUCUGACAGGCGUUUCUUACCAGUUUUGAUACCUUCCCUGUAAUUCUACCAAACCAAACACAGCUCUAUUAAAAUUUCCGGAGGCAGAGUUUUCUUAAUGCUGGGUCCGUAAUCAAUCCACGUUCCCUCAGUCAGGAUGCCGUCAAUCCUGGUGGCUGCAUAGGAGUUCCCUGAUCUUGGCUAAGGGCAUAUUCAAUUGCUCUCUGUUUUGUGAACUAAGGAAACAAGAUAUUUGGGUGUGUUGUCAAAUUUGUGUUAAAGGCACUAUAUCCAAAGAGACAUAAACAGCAGUUUGGAUAGAAUGUUCUUGCUUUGCAGGCACAGCUGCACCAGCAACUAUGCUCCCUGCAAAGACAUUCCCAUCACAGCAAAGUGUGGAAGGCACUGACAUGCCAUUUUGAGGCUGAAAACUAUCCCCUUUCUCCUGCCUGGCUUUAAUUGAUUCCUCAAGAUGUUUGCAAAAGCAACAAAGAAUUUUGUGAGAGAAACGGACAGUGGAGGUGACUUGAUCCCUGUGUCCCACUUGAACGCCUCAGACAAGCUACAGCUUUUGAGCUUAGUUACGAAGAGGAGGAAAUUCUGGUGCUGGCAGAAGCCCAAGUAUCAUUUCUUGACAGUCACCCUGAGUGAUGUGCUUACUGAAGACAAACCAGUAAAACCAGUGAUUGUGGAGUCUGACUUUGCAAAAUAUAUGGGGAAGUUUGAAGACUUUAUUCAAGGAAGUAUUGAAGCAUCAUUUGUAAAGAUCAGCCUGGGAGCUGGAGGGAAGGGCUAUGUGGAAAAUGAGUCCUCAUUUGGAAACCUGAGGAAGCAGGAGAUUGACUUGCAGCAGCUUAUGAAAGACGUCAAGGACAGAACAAUAGAUCUAAGCUGUAGUUUACUGCAACAAGUAAUAGAAAGAAAACGUGAAGUGCUGUGCAUCUUGAGAGAAAAGAUAAUAACAACUCAGAGGUGUACAAUAUUUGAACAUGUCCAGACAGAAGAAAAAGUCAGUGGUGUGAUGGGAUGCACUGCAAAAACAGUAAAGGUUUUAGUAAGUGAAAACGGAAGUAUGGUGAAGGAUUCUAGUGUGAUUCUUGAAAUUCCUCCUGCAACCACUAUUGCCUACGGUGUAAUUGAACUGUUUAUAAAGCACAAUGGCCAGUUUGAGUUCUGUCUGUUAGAUGAACAGCAAGGAGGUUUUGAAAAAGAAAGCACAGAAGGCUCAACUUACCCCCAUUCAGCUCUAUUCAGAGAUGCUUCAUUUCUCUAUCAACCAGAUGCUGUUGAUAAUGAGAUGUACUCUGGGGCUAAAAACCUCGUUCCCAGUGAUGCUUCUAUAAGUGUAUUGAAACAAGAUCUGUCACAGUUGAAGACCCAGUUCCAGCCCUUUGUGAAGCUUCCAGAAGACAAGCAAAGAGCUUUAUAUAAAACCCUUUGUGAACUCUUGCUCCAUGAAGAAAUGGUGACUGCCCUGGGGGAUGUGUUUGAUGAUAUCUGCACAGGAGAUGAGCCAGAUCUGGAGGAGUUAAAACCUGCACAACAAAGAGACCUCCUUGACUUCUUGCAGCUCCUAGGGUGCAGUUUACAGAGUGAGUUGUUGUUGCAGAAAUAUCAGCCUCAGGAUGUAGAGCUUUUCUCAGCUGCUCACCUUCUCAUCAGUGCUAUCUCUGAGCUGUCUGAUUACACUCUGGUCCUGCUGCGUGCCUGCUGUGAUCUUCAGGUUGUUCCAGCGUUGUGUUGUUUGCCUGACGUCGCUUCAGCCGAUGGCACUGUGGCGCUGAGCAGUCCUUUGGUGACCACUCUCACUGACAGGAGAAGAUUUGAUGUCGUGAAAAGGCUGUUGGCUUCAUCAAACAUUAAUUUGGAAAUGACAGAGUCUUCUGUAAAAGCUGUAACUAUGAAAGAACCUCGAUUCUUCCCACUUGUUCUUUAUGUUGCACUGUGUGGGCUUCAUGCUUUAGGUGGGAAUGUAUAGCAGCUGUACUGAGUAUCCAGUUUUGGCUCUAGCCUGUUCUUUCUUCCGUAGCUCCGUAGUGUUGGUGUCUUUGGGCUAAGCAGUAGAGCUGCUCCGUUGGGUCCUUAGGGCAGCACAGCCAGGCGUUAGGGCAGUUCCAGUGGAAAAUACAUAAAUGAAGGAUGAAGGAGGGGAAUUAAAGAGGAGAAGUGAGGAACAGAAAUUGAGCAGAGCUGUUGUGGUAGUUGUCAGAUUGCAGGGCAGUAGAAACCUGAUUGCUUGCAUUAAUAUGCGUGGGAGAAAACAGCAAAGUACAAACCGCUUUUUUUCAAGCAAGCAGACAAAGCAGGCUGUGGAAAUCCAGGGUUCUGCAAUGCAGCAAUUGUUUUGCUCCUUUAAGACUGGAUGUGCAGCAUGCCUUCACUCUGGAGCAGGUGGAAUGAAGGGCUCUCAAAGAGGUACUUGAUUAGGUUGUCUUAUUGUUGCUUGGUGUUUCCUGCGCAAUGCAGGAAAUAUAAAAUCCUUUUUUUUUUUUUUUUCAAAAACUAAGGCCACCUUAGGGAUUUAUGCAUCUAUACAGCAUUUCUGUUUUCUAAUAAGUUUUUACUCACCUUAGCAAGUUUCAUCUGUUUAAAUUGCAUAUGGAACUUUGAAGUACGGCAGUGCCUUUUGGUGUGUGCACAUGAAGGGUCCCUGCUGCACACCACAAAAAUGAUCAUUUCACCCACAGGACAUUUUAAGUGCAGAUACUUUGCUCGUUUCUUUGACUAACAGCAAAGCGUCAGUGAAGCACUGCGUGCUUUGAGCUAUUCUGCCUUUUUUUCAUCAUAAUUUUUUGUAAUUGUGGAUGGAACAGCAAUGCAGCAGAGAUCACUGUAAAUGUGGGCUUGGGAAGAUGAUGUCCAGGUAAGUGGAAUAUCAGGGCUUGCAGAUAAGACUCUGAGAUAGCUGACAAACAAGCAGGAACCUAUGUGGGGGUGAUCAGUAACCAGGCCCUGCAGCAUAGUUGGUUGGUAGGAAUCCUGCUUGUUUCCUGCUCUAUUCCCACAUGAUCUUGAGCAGAUUGUCUAAGAAAUUAUCAGAAGUCACCUCAGUUCAGCUUUCCCUGAGGACAUGGACUUUGCAGAAGAGCACUGUGGAACCUUUCCAUACCCCGAGAGCCCAGGGUAGCUCUGCACGCUGCACCGGGGGCGUUUCUGCAUCUCACCUAUUAAAUGAAGCUGAUGGUAUUGCCUGAACCUUGCACUGGUGUAGAUGGAAAGAUCCUUUAGGAGGAUGGAAGCAUGUAGCUCUGCUUCUGGAAUGAUGUGUGUAAGUGGGAAAGCCUUCCUUUGCCAAUCACUACUCAAAAGUUGCCUCUGUAAAUAAUUUAUCAAAACUUUCUAUUAAAUGUUAUGUCAAAACAAGAGAACAACUUAUAACAUCA
Molecule: messenger RNA, 3968 nt
Organism: Myiozetetes cayanensis
Lineage: Eukaryota; Metazoa; Chordata; Aves; Passeriformes; Tyrannidae
Gene: GSDME
Product: gasdermin E
Exons: 10
Coding region: 1058-2563 (501 amino acids)
Biological process (GO): programmed cell death
Cellular component (GO): cytoplasm
Source: RefSeq, a predicted model, not a curated record